This is a messenger RNA of Lactuca sativa (garden lettuce), 1254 nucleotides long. RefSeq names its product alpha/beta-Hydrolases superfamily protein. Lineage: Eukaryota; Viridiplantae; Streptophyta; Magnoliopsida; Asterales; Asteraceae. The record is from RefSeq and is a predicted model, not a curated record.
GUAAAAGUCAUUUUCCCAGCCCCUUAUUAACGGGAUUUAUGUACCGGAUUUAUUAACCAGCAAGAAGGUAAAGCGAGGUCCAAGAACGCAACAAUGGCGAGAGUCUUCAACAACAAACCCAGAUUAUUUACCGGAUUUAUUUACUCAUGGAGAUCGGUUCUCUUCCCUUCCACAUCUACAAGGACGAUCGAAACCCUAGCUUUCGAAGAGGCCCGCUCUCCCUCCCACAAACCCGUACCCGAUUAUUCUGCAUUUGUUCUUCAUGGCUUAAUGGGAUCUGCCAGAAAUUGGCGAUCUUUCUCUCGGAAUCUGGCUUCUUCCCUCUCUACCUCCUCUCCACCUUCAGACUGGAAGAUGGUUCUUUUGGAUUUGAGAAAUCAUGGUCGAUCAGCUGGUUUAUCUGGUUUAAAUCCACCUCAUGACAUACCUAGUGCUGCUAAUGAUGUUGCUAAUCUAGUGAAAUCUCAAGGUUGGAGUUGGCCUGAUGUUGUUUUAGGGCAUUCCAUGGGUGGCAAGGUGGCCUUACAGUAUGCCAUGAGCUGUGCCCGUGGUGAUUAUGGCACUUCAGCCAAGUUGCCCAAACAGUUGUGGGUACUGGAUUCUGUUCCUGGGAUAGUGAACCCUGAAGAAACUAGUGGCGAGGUGGAGAAAGUUCUAGAAACCUUGCAGGGUAUAUCAAAAACAAUCCCAUCACGCAAGUGGCUAGUGGAUUACUUGAUAAAUCUAGGAUUUUCAAAAUCUUUGUCUGAAUGGCUCGGCACCAAUCUCAAAAAAUCAGGUGAACAUGAGACAUGGGCUUUCGAUCUUGAUGGAAUUAUUCAGAUGUUCGAUUCAUACAGGGAGAUGGAUUAUUGGCCGCUUCUAGAACAUCCGCCUAAAGGGAUGGAGAUAGUGAUUGUGCGUGCGGAAAACAGUGACAGGUGGGACCCACAUGUGACUCAGAGACUCGAAAGCCUUGAUAAAAAGAGAGGCGAUGAAUCAGAGGGUAAAGUUUCAGUUGUGGUUCUUCCAAAUUCUGGACAUUGGGUUCAUGUGGACAACCCAAAGGGACUUUUGGAGAUUGUGAUACCCAAAAUGUCCUCUAUUGUUUAAACCCAAAGGGUUUCUAUAUAUGAACAAUCAACAAUCUCAUCAUAUCUUUUGUUACAUGAUCUGUAUUUGGUUUUAAUCUAACUAAAUAACUGAAAUCAUCAAUCUGUGACAAAAGGAUGAGGGGGAACAAUUUAUUGAAGAGACAGACAUGUUUGAUUUAAA